AUGUCUCUGUUCGGCGAGUCCCCUCCACGCGAUUCCCCCCCUCGGGGCAAUUCAGCCAUGGCACGACCCCGUAACUCCCUCUUCGACGAGGAUGGCGCCAUGGCUCGAUCCACGUCCGACACCCUCUUCGACGACAACGAUGCGGCUGGCAGUGGCUCUCACUCGCCCUGGGAUAUACCAACACCGCGGAGACAACAAACACGUGCUGAUUUGAUUCGAUCUCUUCUUGCUGGCGUUGAUGUGCCAGAGAGCUAUGUUGAGGCCUUCGACAAUGCCGUCCGCGAGGACGGCAGCGCGGGCAAAGUCUCGUCGGCUGGCAUUACCAAGACGCUCGCAAGUGCAAAGCUCGACGCCGAUGAGCAAUCCCUGAUCAUGAACAUCAUUGCGCCGGGAGGCCAGGAGUUUGACCUCAACCGGGAAGCCUACAAUGUGCUGCUUGCUCUCAUCGGACUGGCGCAAGAGGGCGAAGCUGUGAGCCUGGACGGCGUUGACGAGCGCAGACGUAAUCUCCCUCAGCCCCGAUUAUCCAACGUCACCAAUAAGAAGACACCGGCCAACGCAUUCCCUGUCCCAUCCGAGCUCGCUGCCAAACCGCCACAGGCACCGGCGACUCCUAGGAAGAAUUCGACGCUGGCUGCGCGGCCGAAGCAGCCCUCGAUGGACGAAGACCCUUGGAAUACCCCCGACGUGCAUAAGAAUCACAAUCAUACCGCGAUAUCCCCGACAAAUGGAAACGGUAGUGGUUCUGCAAGUCCUGGUGUGAAUGGUGGCAAUUACGGAACCCUAAAUGCACCACCAGAAUUACCUCAACGAACAACUUCCACAUUCACGACCACGACUAUGGGCUCGGCCCCCGGUUCCGGCCGUCAAUCAGCCGCCUCUGGUUCUGUCCCAAGCGUGCCUGCGAACCCUGCCGGCGGCUGGGGCUAUUACGACGGUUCGAGUGCCACUCCUGAGCCCAACUUCAAUGGGCCGUCGAUCCAGCCCAACAGUCCGUUCGGCGGUGUUAACAGUCCAGGCGUGGGCCGGGAACCAGGUGCAAGCCCUAUGCUCGGCGCCGGCCACUCACGUACCAUUAGUGGUGGACGAACCGGCGGCGCUAUCGAGGAGAACAUCGUGGUGACCUUGAUGCCGGAGAAGGAGGGACUUUUUAUGUUCCAGCAUCACAACUACGAGGUCAUGUCUUCGCGCCGGGGGAGCAAAGUAAUCCGUCGGUACAGUGACUUUGUGUGGCUGCUUGACUGCUUGCAUAAGCGUUAUCCCUUCCGAGUUCUCCCUCUACUACCGCCAAAACGUGUUGCGGUCAACGGGAACCACCUCAGCAACGACGGGGCUUUCAUCGAGAAGCGUAGACGGGGCUUGGCAAGGUUUUUGAACGCAGUUGUUAGACAUCCUGUUCUCGGUCAGGAGCAGUUGGCGAUAAUGUUUUUGACUGUCCCUACGGAACUAUCGGUGUGGCGCAAACAAGCAACUAUCUCCGUCCAAGACGAGUUCGACGGCCGCCCCUUACCCCCUGGUCUCGAAGAUUCUCUUCCUGCUGGACCCUUGAACGAGCUCUUCGAUCGCACACGUGCUGGUGUCCGCCGUUCUGCAGACCUGUACAUCAACUCCUGCAAUCUGAUGGAUCGGUUGGUUAAGCGCUCCGAGGGCGUGGCAGCCGAUCAUGCUCGAAUGGCCCUCUCCCUCACGUCUCUCACCGAAUCAAGCGCAGACACGUAUGCUACCGACACGAAUGAUAUACCCUUGCUGAAUGACGGUCUGGCUGCCAUGAGCAAAGGAUUACGGACCGCGCAAGGACUGAUCGAGGACGAGAGCAAGGCUUGGGAUGCUGGCGUUCUCGAGGAUUUGAAGAGACAGCGGGAUGCGCUAGUCAGCGUUCGGGAGAUGUUUGAUCGCAGGGAGAGACUCGACAAAGACAAUAUCCCCUAUCUGGAGCGUCGCAUCCAGACUAAUGAGACGAAGUUGGCCGGGCUAAGAGCGAAGCCCGAGGGACUCGUCAAACCUGGCGAGGUGGAAAGAGUGGUGGAGAGUAUCAUCAAGGACAAGGAAAGCAUAGUGAACCAGCACAACCGCUCCGUCUUCGUCCGCGAGUGUAUCCGUGACGAGCUCAUUUUCUUCCAACAGACCCAGUACCAUGUUUCGCGAUGGAACCAGGAUUGGGCUCAAGAGCGGGUGAAAUACGCCGAGUUGCUUGCCGACAAUUGGAAACGACUACUGGAUGAGUUGGAAGGGAUGCCUCUUGGGGACUAG
Messenger RNA from Pseudomassariella vexata, 2250 nucleotides. RefSeq lists its product as uncharacterized. NCBI's taxonomy places the organism in Eukaryota, Fungi, Ascomycota, Sordariomycetes, Amphisphaeriales, Pseudomassariaceae. Gene Ontology annotation, cellular component: endosome. Bases 1 to 2250 code for a protein of 749 amino acids. The record is from RefSeq and is a predicted model, not a curated record. The transcript is spliced from 4 exons. Gene Ontology annotation, biological process: protein targeting to vacuole; retrograde transport, endosome to Golgi. Gene Ontology annotation, molecular function: phosphatidylinositol-3-phosphate binding.